Daucus carota subsp. sativus is the source of this 1082-nucleotide messenger RNA. RefSeq lists its product as uncharacterized. The transcript has 4 exons. The record is from RefSeq and is a predicted model, not a curated record. NCBI's taxonomy places the organism in Eukaryota, Viridiplantae, Streptophyta, Magnoliopsida, Apiales, Apiaceae. The coding region runs from base 228 to 776 and encodes 182 amino acids.
AUUAACAAUGAGGGUCAAACAAUAAUCUAGUACAACUGGAUACUAGGAACACCUCCGAAGUGAAUGGGAAUGAGUUGGACCUGUAAUAACAAAACAACAGCAUCAAUAUAAACAUCUCCUUUUCUUUACUGCGUAUACAAUAAACACACAUCUACCCUAUUCUAUCACCAUCAGCCAGCCUUUUUUUGUUUCGGUGGGUGUUAUUAUUACUACUGCUGCUACUUUUCAUGGCUUCGACAUUGCUGUUGGUCAUUGUGUUUCUGCUUGAUCUCGUUGCUUUUGCUCUUGCUGUUGCUGCGGAGCAGAGAAGGGCUUCUGCAACAAUCACCGAUGAUGGGACUGACAGCUAUUGUUCUUACGAAUCGGAUAUUGCUACCGGCUUGGGUGUUGGAUCAUUACUGUUCCUCUUGGCUAGUCAGCUGCUCAUAAUGAUCGCUAGUCGAUGCCUAUGUUGUGGCGGAGCAUUAAAGCCUGGUAAAUCCAGGGCAUGGUCGAUUGUCCUAUUCAUCCUGUGCUGGCUGACAUUUAUCAUUGCUGAGGCCUGCUUGCUAGCAGGUUCAGUGAGGAAUGCCUACCACACAAAAUACAGGACAUCUAUAGUGGUGGAUCCCCCAUCUUGUGAGACUUUGAGGAAGGGAGUCUUUGCAGCAGGGGCUGCUUUCAUCGUUUUUACAGGCAUUCUAUCUGAGUUCUAUUAUGUCAGCUUGUCAAAGGCAAAUGACGGUUUUUUGCCUACUAAUGGAGAUGGGGGCAUAAGGAUGGGAGCCUAUAAUUGAACUUGGGGAAGGACACAACAUAUAUUCUAGAUUUAUUUCAUAUAUCGAACUUGUGAAUCCUGGUUAAAGUAUGAUCAGAAUGUGGAUAUUCUAGAUACAUAUAGACUUACUAGAGUUAUAAUACUAUAAAUGAAGUAAAACUGUCCGACUUGCGCCAUUUGAUCUGGUAUGUUUCUUGUCUAUUAUGUACUAGGAUUAAUGGUAUAUAUCUUGUUCUUGUUUUUUUUCCCCAGUUCAUUUCGUUGUAUGCACUGCUUGAAUUGAAUGUAUGACUAUCCUAGUAAAUUUGGGAUGCUGUUCUUUUAA